Messenger RNA from Paramecium sonneborni, 1026 nucleotides. The record is from the annotation of a GenBank genome assembly. Lineage: Eukaryota; Ciliophora; Oligohymenophorea; Peniculida; Parameciidae.
AUGAGUCAUUUCUAUGAUUAUCAAUCUUCCACUUAAAUUUAAAUCAGGUAUUACUAAACAAUGCUAUCUCAAGACAGAAAAUAGUUUUGGAAAAUCUAAUCAAUCAAAAAUAUCAACCAAAAUCUAAAUAGACAUUCAAAAAUUUCAUUCUCAUAUCACAAUCUAAACCUUAGACUUAUAGAGAUAAGAUUAAUCAAUCUUAAGAUAAAAUUUCAAGUCCAAAAUUAGAUUAAAAUAUAAUUAAAAAUUCUUUGCUUUAAGAUAUUGGCUAUAUUGAUUUAGAAAUUUAAAAAAUGACUGAGGAGUAUCGGUCUUCACUUAAUAAAACUUAAUUAAUAAAUUCUAAUAAUGAUUUUAAUUAUUUACAAGUUGUUCCUACUUAAUAUAAUCAAACAGAUGUUUCGAAGUCAAAUCAUUAAAUUUCAAUAAAUAAAAUUUAAAAUUCUCAUAAUAGUUAAUAAACUUUUUCUAAACUUAAUCAAAUUUCUGAAAUUUCAUAUUCAAAAUUAGCAGAAUCUAUUAAGAGUUAUUCAAACUAAAAAAAAGCACUUGAAGAUAAAAUUACAAACAAACCUAAAAUAUAACCAGAUAAUAUUCUAUAAAUGAAGAAAUAAUCUAAUCUCGCCGUUUAAUAGACAAAAACAAAUGAGAUCAAUAACUCUUAAGCGAAGUAAAUUAAUCAUUUCAUAUUUUAGAUUAAAAAAUCCUAAACUUAAUACAUUAAUUUCAAAAAUCAAUUCUGAAAGAAAUAAACCUACAUAGAUUAAACCAAUUUUAAAGUAGACUUCUUUUCAUCCAUAAAAUUGUUGUUCCAUACAAAUUAAUCUUAAUCAAAAUGUAAUUCAAAUCAAUAAUUCAUAGACUUCUAAGUAAUUUAAAAAUAAGAAAGAUGAAAUCAUAGAUGAUUAUUAAUUAGAUAAAGCUGUUAAAAUUUUUAAUUCUUUAAAGAAAUUAAUUAAUUUAAACACUGUACCACAAUAAUCAGUAAAAAAAUAUAAAGAUAAUAAAAAUCAAAUCUAUUAAUGA